Molecule: messenger RNA, 204 nt
Organism: Cercopithifilaria johnstoni
Lineage: Eukaryota; Metazoa; Nematoda; Chromadorea; Rhabditida; Onchocercidae
Source: the annotation of a GenBank genome assembly
AUGUUAAAGGAUUCUGGAAAAUAUGUUUAUGGUGUAACAGAUACGCUUCAAGCAUUGGAAAUGGGUGCUAUUGAAAUAUUGAUCUGUUGGGAAAACUUAGACAUUGUACGAUAUCAGCUUAAAAAUCCGGUCACUGGAGAAGAAAAAUUGCUAUAUUUGGAUCCGGAUCAGGAAAAGAAUAAGACACAUUUCACUGAAUCAUCC